Messenger RNA from Caenorhabditis remanei, 1278 nucleotides. RefSeq lists its product as uncharacterized. Lineage: Eukaryota; Metazoa; Nematoda; Chromadorea; Rhabditida; Rhabditidae. The transcript has 7 exons. The record is from RefSeq and is a predicted model, not a curated record. The coding region runs from base 1 to 1278 and encodes 425 amino acids.
AUGGCGAUCCUGGCGGCAGUUCUUGUUCUGACGUGCCUGAGUGGCACUCUUGCACAGACAUUCGGUUGCGCAAAUACCAAGAUUAAUGACCAGGCUAGAAAAAUGUUCUGGGAUGGUCACAAUGAUGCAAGAAGAAGUAUGGCGAAAGGAUUAGAGCCAAACAAGUGUGGUCUGCUGUCAGGUGGAAAGAAUGUUUAUGAAUUGAGAUGGGAUUGUGAACUGGAAGCCAAAGCUCAGGAGUGGGCUGACGGAUGUCCAUCUUCCUUCCAAACUUUUGAUCCAACCUGGGGACAAAAUAUUAUGACUUACACAGGAUCUUUCCCAGACCCAGUCUCCACCGCCGCUUCGGCUGUUAGCUCUUGGUGGUCCCAAGUGAGAGCAGGAGGACUUACUGACCCGGACAACAAAUACACUAGCAGCAGCAUUUUUGCAUUUUCAAACAUGGCUAAUGGAAAAGCAACUGCUAUUGGUUGUGCUUAUGCAAUUUGUGGUGGAAAUAAACUUUCUGUCAAUUGUAUCUACAACAAGAUCGGAUACAUGACGAACGCAAUCAUUUACGAGAAAGGAACUGCUUGUGCCGCUAAUUCUGAUUGUACAACAUAUGCCGACUCCACCUGCAAAAAUGGACUCUGCUAUCAAGCUCCUCCAGUUCCAGUUGUUGAGACCUUCACAAUGUGUCCUGGAGUCACUGACCAGUCCGAUCAAGCGAGACAAAAGUUCCUGGACACCCAUAACAAGUUGAGAUCAAGCCUUGCAAAGGGACUUGAGCCUGAUGGAAUUGCCGCUGGAGCCUUUGCGCCAAUGGCCAAACAAAUGACCAAAAUGAAAUACGAUUGUACCAUUGAAGCGAAUGCCAGAACAUGGGCACAAGGAUGUGUUUAUGAACAUUCCACAUCUGCACAAAGACCAGGACUCGGAGAGAAUCUUUACAAAAUCAGUAUCAACAACAUGCCGAAACUCCAGACUGCUGAAGACUCUUCAUUGGCUUGGUGGUCAGAGCUCAAAGAUUUUGGAGUUGGAUCUGAUAACAUUCUUACUGAUGCUGUAUGGGCGCGUGGAGUUGGCCAUUACACCCAACAGGCAUGGGAGGCUACAACUAAACUUGGAUGCUUCGUUCAAAACUGUCCAACCUUUACUUAUUCCGUUUGCCAGUAUGGACCAGCAGGUAACUACAUGAACCAGCUGAUCUACACCAAGGGAUCACCAUGUACCGCUGACGCCGACUGUCCGGGAGCCCAAACGUGCAGUGUUGCCGAAGCCUUAUGUGUUGUUCCAUAG